GAUUUUGAACGAACCCUCUCUCUUUUACCGCAUGCAGUGCUACGUGCACUGUAUUCUUUUACAUUUUUUACAAUAAACUCGGGUCUGUACACAGUGCGGCAUCAUGGUGCUAGACUUAGACUUAUUCCGUGCCGAUAAAGACGGUAACCCGGAUAAAAUCCGUGAAAAUCAGCGUAAGAGGUUCAAAGAUGUUGCCCUCGUCGACACCGUGGUGGAACAGGAUACCCUUUGGAGGAGAUUGCGCCACGAAGCUGACAAUUAUAACAAGCUGAAGAAUGUGUGUAGCAAAGCUGUGGGCUUGAAGAUGAAGAACAAGGAGGCUUUAGGGCCAGAGGAUGAGCCUGUGCCAGCUGAAUUGGCUGAGAAAUUGGUGGACCUCACUGCAGAUGACUUGAAACCUCUGACAGUGAACCAGAUCAAAAAGGUCAGACAACUGAUAGAUGAUGCCAUAGUAAAGAACGAGCAGGCUCUAGUGGUGGCAGAGAAGGCUCGCUCAGCAGCUCUCCGAGAAGUGGGGAACCACCUCCACGAGUCUGUGCCAGUGGAUGAUGACGAGGACCACAACAAAGUGGAGAGGACACAUGGAGACUGCACUUUCAGGACCAAGUACUCCCAUGUAGACCUUAUUUGUAUGAUCGAUGGUAUGGACGGUGACCGAGGUUCAGCGGUAGCUGGUGGCAGAGGAUACUACCUCAAGGGUCCCGCAGUGUUCCUAGAGCAGGCUCUAAUCCAGCUCUCCCUUAGAAUACUAUUAGAUAAAGGCUACACGCCACUUUACACUCCAUUCUUCAUGAGGAAGGAGGUGAUGCAAGAAGUAGCUCAACUAGCUCAAUUCGACGAGGAGUUGUACAAAGUAGUGGGCAAAGGCUCUGAGAAUAAGGGAGAUUCCGCUGUGGAGGAGAAGUAUCUCAUCGCCACCUCUGAACAGCCCAUCGCUGCUUACCACAGAGACGAGUGGCUGCCUGAGGCUUCAUUACCCAUUAAGUAUGCAGGCCUCUCAACUUGCUUCCGUCAAGAAGUAGGCUCCCACGGACGUGAUACUCGUGGUAUCUUCAGGGUACAUCAAUUUGAAAAGGUAGAACAGUUCGUACUGACCUCUCCCCACGACGAUGCCUCAUGGAAGAUGAUGGAUGAGAUGAUCACAAAUGCAGAGGAGUUCUACAAGCUACUGAACAUACCAUACCGUGUCGUGAACAUCGUGUCCGGAGCUCUGAACCAUGCUGCCUCAAAGAAGCUGGACUUGGAAGCUUGGUUCCCAGGGUCUGGAGCCUUCCGUGAGCUGGUGUCAUGCAGCAACUGUCUGGAGUACCAGGCUAGAAGACUGUUGGUCAGAUACGGUCAAACGAAGAAGAUGAACACGGCGACGGAGUACGUGCACAUGUUGAACGCGACCAUGUGCGCCACCACGCGCGUCAUCUGUGCCAUACUCGAGGUCAACCAGACUGAGGAGGGCAUCAAGGUACCUGAAGCUUUGAAACAAUGGAUGCCUGCACAAUACCAAGAGUUGAUCCCCUUCACUAAACCAGCUCCCAUUGAUUUGGAAGCAGCCGCUGCAGCCGCCAAGAAAAACAAGAAUAAGAAGUAAUUUACUGGCGAAAGUAUAUCAUUCCUGUGUAUGAAGCAUUUUAUUUAUUUUGAUACACUAAGCUUAACAUAUUUUUGCAAAAUUAAAUGAAUGGCCAGAUAAUAAUUUA
This is a messenger RNA of Spodoptera litura, 1694 nucleotides long. It is a transcript of the gene SerRS, whose product is annotated as Seryl-tRNA synthetase. Gene Ontology annotation, biological process: seryl-tRNA aminoacylation. NCBI's taxonomy places the organism in Eukaryota, Metazoa, Arthropoda, Insecta, Lepidoptera, Noctuidae. The record is from RefSeq and is a predicted model, not a curated record. Gene Ontology annotation, molecular function: ATP binding; serine-tRNA ligase activity.